AUGCCUCUGAAUGCAGGAGACGCAGAGUAUGGCAGCAUGUCCGGAAAUGGGCUCGCGGGCAAUGUGGACUCUUCUGAGACGGCCCCGCUGCUCAUGCCGGAGCCGGAUCGGGAGCCGGUUCAGCCGUGGGCGCCCUUGAGCAAAGGGGAGCUGCAGGCCGUCGCGGGCGGUCCGGGCUGGAGGAAGGCACGCUGCUACUUGGUGUUGCUGUUCUGGCUCUCCUGGCUGGCGAUUCUCUCCACUGCCGUCGCCAUCAUUAUUUACAGCCCGCGGCCGGUUGUGCCGCAGUUGCAGUGGUGGCAGAGGGCGCCCUUCUUCCAGGUAGAACCGCAGCUGCUGCUCCAGGCCGACAGGUUACAGCUAAACUUCAGCGUGUUGAUGGAGCAGCUUCCGUACCUCAAGUCUUUGGGUUUAGGAGCUCUGAUCCUGCAGGGUCUGUUUGGUAAGGAGAUGUCUCCUUUGAACCUCAAUGAAUUCAGUAAAAACGUGGGUAUGCUGACUCAGAUCCAACAUCUUCUCACAGCGAGCAACAAAGCAAAUCUCAAAGUGGUUUUGGACUUCUGUGACCUGGAUCUGUUGGGAUCUCCGCAUGGCGAAGAAGUUUCAGACCCACAAUUGAACAUUUCAGUUACCAUGCAGCAUGCAGUUCGCUUCUGGAUGGAGGAAGGUGUGGCAGGGUUUGUAAUCUGUGACACAGAUGAAGCAUAUUCAGAGAAGACUCUGCUGGAGUGGAGAAGUGUUUUGAAGGAGUUCAGUAGUGUAGAAGAGGAAAGGAUUGUGGUGGUCAGACAGACAAGAGAGUUUCUUCCUCUUCUAAUCAACUCGGACAAUGUCACGCUGGUGGAUAUGGUCAUGAGGUCCAUUCUGCCACAUUCAGACCACGCCCUGUCCGCUGGACAGGUGGCUGAGGCCAUUGAGAACCAUCUGCAAACUCAAGACCAAACUACAUGGCUCAGCUGGACAGUUGGAGGUAAAGCGUCUUAUAACUUGAAGAAGUUACUCCUGGUGUUGACAAUGACUCUGCCUGGAUCGCCUACUGUCCAGUGGGAUGAAGAAAUCCACCAAGCUCAGGCAACACUUCCUGUAAGACUCCUCAUGUUCAAACCUCUCAUGCACGUCUUUACCGGUCUUCCUCAGGACAAAGAUGCCAAACAUUCAGCUGUCGCCCUUCUCACCACCCUGAGCCACGCCAAAGCCAGAGAAGAGGCUCUGCUGUAUGGGAGCUUUACUUUCCUCCCCUUCAAUACCUCGUCCUUCUCUGGCUCCCUGAACUCCACUUCUUCAUCUCCCCCCAUCCUGGCCUUCCUGCGCUCCUGGGGCUGCGUUCACGUUCUGAUCGUGCUAAACGUGGGACCUGAACCUCAUGCCCUGGAUCCCGCUUGGGCUCCGAGCCUGCCUGAAGCCGGUGUGUUUUUGUCCAGCACAGGGAUGGACCGACUGGGGUCAACUUCCCUGUACACACUCAAAGUGCAGCCCUACGAAGCAGUCGUCAUCAAACUGUUUCAGGGAGGAAGCUACUCAUAGUCUCUUUGUACUGAAG
Salarias fasciatus (jewelled blenny) is the source of this 1540-nucleotide messenger RNA. RefSeq names its product 4F2 cell-surface antigen heavy chain. Bases 1 to 1524 code for a protein of 507 amino acids. The record is from RefSeq and is a predicted model, not a curated record. NCBI's taxonomy places the organism in Eukaryota, Metazoa, Chordata, Actinopteri, Blenniiformes, Blenniidae. The transcript has 8 exons. Gene Ontology annotation, molecular function: L-leucine transmembrane transporter activity; L-alanine transmembrane transporter activity; aromatic amino acid transmembrane transporter activity. Gene Ontology annotation, cellular component: basolateral plasma membrane; apical plasma membrane. Gene Ontology annotation, biological process: phenylalanine transport; L-alanine import across plasma membrane; L-leucine import across plasma membrane.